Messenger RNA from Oncorhynchus tshawytscha (Chinook salmon), 1302 nucleotides. RefSeq names its product neuropeptide Y receptor type 2-like. The transcript has a single exon. Gene Ontology annotation, biological process: G protein-coupled receptor signaling pathway. Gene Ontology annotation, molecular function: neuropeptide Y receptor activity. The record is from RefSeq and is a predicted model, not a curated record. Gene Ontology annotation, cellular component: membrane. The coding region runs from base 27 to 1109 and encodes 360 amino acids. Lineage: Eukaryota; Metazoa; Chordata; Actinopteri; Salmoniformes; Salmonidae.
ACCGAGCACCUGACCUGCCAGUCCACAUGGACACCACCUCCACCCACAUGCAACAAGGCAUCCUGGGUAACGACAGUCUCAGCCUCCACCUCGACCGGCCGGGGUUCCACUCUGACAUCACCAAGCAUGUAGGAGUCCAGACUGCUUUGAUCACAGCGUAUAGUCUGAUCAUCCUACUGGGUCUAGUAGGCAACGCCCUUGUCAUCUACAUGAUCAUCCGCUUCCGGAACAUGAGGACAGUCACUAACUUCUUCAUAGCUAACCUGGCCCUGGCCGACCUGUUGGUGGAUACGUUGUGUUUACCGUUCACACUGGUUUAUACCUUGCUCGACGAGUGGAAGUUCGGCGCGGUGCUGUGUCACAUGGUCCCGUUCGCCCAGGCGCUGAGCGUGCACGUAUCGAUCCUGACGCUGACCGUCAUCGCUCUGGAGCGCUACAGGUGUAUCGUGUUCCACCUGGGCCAGCGCCUCACCUGGCGAAGCAGCCUUCUCAUCAUGGCUCUCACCUGGACGCUGUCCGCCGUGCUGGCCGGCCCGCUCGCCAUCUUCAGAGAGUACCGUCAGGAGGAGAUCCCGUCCAUCAACCUGAGGAUCUCAGUCUGCUAUGAGAAGUGGCCUUACGGCAGCAGCAGAGACGGAGUCAUUUACAGCCUGUCUAUGUUAGUGCUGCAGUACGUGCUGCCACUCUCCAUCAUCAGUUAUGCCUACAUCUGCAUCUGGGUGAAGCUAAAGAACCACGUGAGUCCAGCGAGCCGCAUCGACGCCAUUCAGCGCAGGAAGAAGACCACCAAGAUGCUGGUUAUGGUGGUUGUAGUCUUCGCCACAUGCUGGCUACCCUUCCACCUGUUUCAACUAGCCAGUGACCUAGACCUGGUCCUCAGCUUAAGACAAUACAAGCUCAUCUAUACUCUCUUCCACAUCGUAGCCAUGUGCUCCACCUUCGCCAACCCGCUCCUGUACGGCUGGAUGAAUAAGAACUACAGGAAUGGGUUCGUCAUGGUGUUCAGGUGUGAGGCUAAACCAGACAGUAUUCACCCUGAGGGAUCCUUCAGGACCCGGUCACUAAGGAGGAUGUCUCUGAAUGGAGGACACUCUCCUACGGCCGUCUGAUUGGUUGAUUGGUCUGCCGUCUGAUUGGUUGAUCGGUCUGCUGUCUGAUUGGUUGAUCGAUCUGCCGUCUGAUGGAGGCUGCUGUGUGGAGUGAAAUUAGUACCAUUACAAAGGGAAUCUGAGGCUGCUGAAUUUUUUUUAAAUAAACCUUGUCGGAGCCAGAACGGCCCAUAGGGUAGGAGACCAUCUCCUG